UAUCAUUCUACGAUUUCAAUAAUUUUCCUGUACAUGACAAAAUGAUACAUCAACAACUUCAAGUAUGUUCUUACUAUAAUAAUAAAGAGAAUAAAGUUGAUGAUGGAACAGACCAACAAUUAUCAUCACAUAUAAUUUCAUAUUUCCGUAAAAAUAUGCAUUCACCGCUUUUAAAAAUUGUUGAGCAAUGGUUGAGAGAAGAUUUACAGAAAUUGAGGCUUCUUCAAGCUAAAGAAAGAAAAAAAACUGAUCAGGAACAGGACAAAAUACUGUUGGGAGAAGAAACACCAAGAACAAAAUGGGAUAGUUUUUCAGAAAAU
Molecule: messenger RNA, 320 nt
Organism: Racocetra fulgida
Lineage: Eukaryota; Fungi; Glomeromycota; Glomeromycetes; Diversisporales; Gigasporaceae
Source: the annotation of a GenBank genome assembly